Argentina anserina (silverweed cinquefoil) is the source of this 3024-nucleotide messenger RNA. Its product is annotated as probable receptor-like protein kinase At1g30570. Gene Ontology annotation, biological process: protein autophosphorylation. Gene Ontology annotation, cellular component: plasmodesma; plasma membrane. The record is from RefSeq and is a predicted model, not a curated record. Gene Ontology annotation, molecular function: ATP binding; transmembrane receptor protein tyrosine kinase activity. The transcript has a single exon. The coding region runs from base 343 to 2898 and encodes 851 amino acids. Lineage: Eukaryota; Viridiplantae; Streptophyta; Magnoliopsida; Rosales; Rosaceae.
UCUUUCACUACCCAAUUUACCCAAAUCUUCAAUCUUUUCAUUACCCAGAUCUGCAAGUUGAUUGUGUUUGUGGAGUUUAGAAGAAAAAGUCUCAGGUGGGUUUCAAAAUCCAGUGUUUGUUGAUGUCUGAUAUCGGUGAAGGUAACUGUGUGUUGCUGCUAGUCUGAAUGCACAUGCUUCCAAGUUAUUGAUAGACCCACAGUUCUUUAUUGAACGUAUGAGUGUUUUGAAUGAGGCUUUGAUGAUGGUGUAGUUUGGAGUUGGGUUUUUCAUUUUCUUAGCUCAAAUUGUGUGUUCUUGGCGGAUAUUGAGUUGGUCUUGUUUGGCCAUUAGAAACUGUUGAUGGAGAGCUUUAGGCUGUUUCUUGUGGUGUUAGUCUUUGUGUUUUCAAAGACUUGUGAAGCUCAAUCAAAGUCUUUUUUGAUAAACUGUGGUUCAAAUUCUAGUGUCACUGUGAGUGGUAGGAGAUGGGUUGGUGAUUCAUCCCCUAACAACAACAUUACUCUCAGUUCCACUGGAAUUGCUGCUUCUACUGAUAUCAAUGGUGUUGAUGCUUCGACAUAUGGAGAGCUCUAUAAAACAGCUCGAAUGUUCAGUAGUAGCUUGAACUACACAUUCCAAGGUGUUAGGGGAGACUAUUUUGUUAGGCUGCAUUUCAGUCCUUUUUCAUUUAAGGAUUACAAUGUAAAUGUGUCUUCAUUUGGAGUUGUGGCAAAUGGUCUGAAACUGGUUGAGAAAUUCGAGGUUCCGGGUGAGAUAUCACAGAAGAAUGCCUUCCUGCAGAGUGCAGGAAGUAAUUUGACUUCUUCAUUAGUCAAGGAGUAUGUUUUGGCCAUCAAUAGGGAUGCACUAGUCAUUGAGCUCAUUCCAGAUAAGGAGAAAUUCGGGUUUAUUAAUGCAAUCGAAAUUGUUCCAGCUGUAGGUGAGCUCUUUGCAGGAUCAGCUAGUAAAGUGGGCGGAAAUGGUGCAAAUGUGAAUGUACGCUGGCAGGGGAUCGAAACUAUGUACAGGUUGAAUGUUGGUGGUUCUGAAGUUAGUCCUAGUCAGGAUUCAGGUCUUUGGAGAAAAUGGGAGGUGGAUACUAGCUACAUGAUCACAGCUAAUGCCGGGUUAGAGAUCAAAAACAGUUCCAACAUCACCUAUUCAUCUGUCAACGAUUCCUCACUGGCUCCUCUUUUAGUCUAUGAGAGUGCAAGAACUAUGUCCAACAAUGAAGUUUUGGAGAAAAGGUUCAACAUGUCAUGGAAAUUUGAAGUGGAUCCUGAUUUCGAUUACUUGAUCCGGUUACAUUUCUGUGAGCUAGUUUUUGACAAGGCAAACCAGAGAAUAUUCAGAGUCUACAUAAACAACAGGACUGCGGCAGAUAAUUUCAAUGUGUUUAUCCGAGCAGGAGGGAUGAACAAAGCAUAUCAUCAGGAUUUCUUUGAUGUGGUGUCUUCAAAGGUUAAGACAUUGUGGAUUCAGUUGGGACCUGACACUGCUGUUGGGGCUGCAGGAACUGAUGCUCUUUUGAAUGGCCUGGAGAUUUUCAAGAUCAGCCGGAACGGGAAGCUUGCUUAUGUGGACAACUAUGAGUCGAAUGCCAACUCAUCUAAAGCAAGUUCGAAGAAUGCAAUUCUUUGGGGGUCAAUUGGAGCUGGUGUAGCUUCUGUUGUCAUUCUAGCCACUCUAGUUUUUUGCUUCUGUACACGCGAAAAUGGAAAAUCAAGUGACUCCAAGACCAACCCCCCUGGAUGGAGGCCAUUGUUCCUUGUAAACAGCACUGUCAAUGCCAAGGGAUCAGCAGGAAGCAAAAAUCAGCAUGGUUCUGUGGUCUCUACUAGAGUUGGCAAGCGGUUCUUGUUACCUGAGAUCCGUGCAGCAACUAAUAAUUUUGAUGAAAGUCUAGUGAUUGGAGUUGGAGGCUUUGGAAAGGUCUACAAGGGUGAGAUUGAGGAUGGCACUCUUGUAGCAAUUAAGCGGUCCAACCCCCAAUCCCAGCAAGGCCUGGCUGAAUUCGAGACGGAGAUUGAGAUGCUCUCAAAGCUCAGGCAUAGGCAUUUGGUGUCCUUGAUUGGUUUCUGUGAUGAGCAGAAUGAGAUGAUAUUGGUUUAUGAGUACAUGGCAAAUGGGACUCUCAGAAGUCAUCUCUUUGGAAGUGAACUACCACCGUUGACAUGGAAGCAACGUGUCGAAGCAUGCAUUGGUGCUGCUCGAGGACUACAUUACCUUCAUACUGGAGCAGAUAGGGGGAUAAUCCACAGGGAUGUUAAGACAACCAACAUACUGCUAGAUGAGAACUUUGUAGCAAAGAUGUCUGACUUUGGACUGUCGAAAACUGGUCCUGCUUUGGACCAUACCCAUGUUAGUACUGCAGUAAAAGGAAGCUUUGGAUAUCUAGACCCUGAGUAUUUUCGAAAACAGCAGUUGACAGAGAAAUCGGAUGUCUACUCUUUUGGUGUAGUAUUGUUUGAGGCUGUUUGUUCUCGGCCAGUUAUCAACCCAACCUUGCCAAAAGAUCAGAUCAAUCUUGCAGAAUGGGCAAUGAGAUGGCAAAGACAGAGGUCGCUUGAAACCAUCAUUGAUCCCAAUCUUGAAGGAAACUACUGUCCUGAGUCCUUGAAGAAGUUUGGGGACAUAGCAGAGAAAUGCCUUGCUGAUGAAGGGAAGAGCCGGCCAACUAUGGGGGAAGUUUUGUGGCACUUGGAGUAUGUCUUGCAACUCCACGAAGCAUGGAUCCGGAAAAAUGCAGGAGAAUAUUCUUUCACAAGUAGUCAGGGAUUUGGUGGUUUAGCUGUGGAUGAAGCAGAAGAGAUGGAAGCUACCAGUUUUGAUGAAGAGGCUGGCUGCAGUAGAGAGUCUACUAGUAGAGGGUUAAAUGAAUCUACUGCAGAAGGGGUUGAGAUGGUGAGGAAGUGAAAUGUGUUCAUUAUAUUGCAUUACAGAUUCUUUCAAAUUUGUUUUACUUAAUUCAAUCGAUAUGAACAUUAAGUUGCUGUUGCAAUAUACUGUAGGUUUCAACUCAUUCAUUGUCAGAUAAUCCUC